Cutaneotrichosporon cavernicola is the source of this 870-nucleotide messenger RNA. RefSeq lists its product as uncharacterized. The transcript has 2 exons. The coding region runs from base 1 to 870 and encodes 289 amino acids. NCBI's taxonomy places the organism in Eukaryota, Fungi, Basidiomycota, Tremellomycetes, Trichosporonales, Trichosporonaceae. The record is from RefSeq and is a predicted model, not a curated record.
AUGCUCUACUCCCAAGUCGCCCUCGCCGCCGGCGCGGCGCUCCUUGCAGCGCAAGACGCCAACGCUUUCUUCCUCUGGUGGCCGUUCUCUCGGCCCAUCAUCUCGCCGCACGCGUUCACGGGAUGCAUCAAGCGGACCAGUACAUGGACGUCGAUCUUCACCGCCAGUGCGCCGGACGCUGGGUCAUGUGUCGCCAACUGUGCCCGCAUCAGUGACAUGGCGUACUGGUCCCGUAACUCGCGCGUCUGCAAGUGCGGAAGCACGCCGAACGCGCUCGGCAUCUUCGAUUUCUCUUUCCAGCCCUAUGUGACGGGUAAUGAGGGCGAGUGUGGCUCAAACUACGAGAGCUACAUGAUCACUGAGUUUGGCUUCCUCGGAUGCGCCAACACUGUCGACACCCGCAACGCAGUGACGAUUGGCUCGAGCUCGCGCAUGUCCUCGGCCUUUGAGGCAUGUCGCCCAGCCGACCAAGUCAUGGUGUUCAAGUACGGCGAGCCGCGCCGCACGCGGUGGAGCGCAUACUGCUUCGACCCCGAGGCGCCCCCCAUUGUAGAGGAGUACGACCCGAUCAAGUGCCACGGCAGCGCUUAUUUCCUUUAUGGCAACGCGCCUCCUCCUUCUAAGCGGUCUGCGAGCCGGCGGCGUGGGGCGCCAAAUGGUCUGCCAGCCCCGUGGUGCCCGGAGGGAAGGACGCCGUGCCAGAUCCACGAGGACGAGAGCUUUGGAUACGAGUGUGUCGAUGUCGAGAGCGAUGGGAACCAAUGCGGCGGAUGCGCGCUUGGCGUCUACGGCGGUAACUCGACACAGGGGGUGGAUUGCGGAGAGAAGGCGACUUGUAAUGCUGGCAAGUGCGUGCCCAACGCUCACUAG